Messenger RNA from Vespa crabro (European hornet), 2698 nucleotides. It is a transcript of the gene cwo, whose product is annotated as transcription factor cwo-like. Gene Ontology annotation, molecular function: RNA polymerase II cis-regulatory region sequence-specific DNA binding; protein dimerization activity; DNA-binding transcription factor activity, RNA polymerase II-specific. Gene Ontology annotation, biological process: regulation of circadian rhythm; regulation of neurogenesis; anterior/posterior pattern specification. Lineage: Eukaryota; Metazoa; Arthropoda; Insecta; Hymenoptera; Vespidae. Gene Ontology annotation, cellular component: nucleus. Bases 584 to 1915 code for a protein of 443 amino acids. The transcript is spliced from 5 exons. The record is from RefSeq and is a predicted model, not a curated record.
AGAGAGAGAGGAUGUGUGCAUGUGUAUGUGCGUGUGCGUGAGAGAGAGAAAGAGGGCGCUAGUACGAACUUCGCCGCGAAACUGAACGCGAAGAAGUCGUGGGCGAUUCCCCCGAACACCGGCCUCUUUCGGUACGUCGCACGGCUUGCGCACUAAUGUAUCAGUGAAUUUGCGGAGGCGAGUCUAACCUAGUCGCGUUACGUGUGCGCGCGCGAUCAAUCAAGAAGAGAGAAAGAGAGAGAGAUAGCGAGAGGGAGAACUAACAUCACGGCCCUUUCCUACAAAGAGAAGAUCCUUGACUCUCAUUCCGACUAAUUCCGUGCAUGCGCGUCCCUUCCUUUUUUAUUCCUUUUUCUUCGUCUUAGUCGGGGUAGCUUUCUUCCAAAGAUACCUAAAUUUUUCAACGUAUCGAAUAGAGGAACUUCGUCGUCAUCACGUUCUUCUACUUUUUUAAGCACCAAGGCAAAGUAAGUGGAGUAAGAAGAUCGUCGUUGGAUUUAUCGAAACGAAUUCGAAAAAGUGACGUACGUUUCCACGUACUUUUUGAGAACAGUGCUUACGCCGUCUCGUUCUAUGCUUCAAAAUGAUGGAGACACAGAAUUAUUGGGAGGACAACUCCGCUCAUUCUAUGCAAGUCAAGUAUGAGAGUUUGGAUGGCAGAUCCUGCAAGGAUGAGAUCUAUAGAAUGGGCAUUGGGGCAGGAUACUGCGAAGGAAACUUGAAUUUCGCCACCGCCUCGGAGGACGAUGAAGUUUACACCAAGAAAAAGGUUUCCAGGCAAGAUCCGAUGUCGCACAGGAUCAUCGAGAAGCGCAGAAGAGAUCGCAUGAACAAUUGCCUUGCCGAUCUCAGCAGGUUAAUACCCGCGGAAUACUUGAAGAAGGGUCGCGGCAGAGUCGAGAAAACCGAGAUCAUCGAGAUGGCCAUACGUCAUAUGAAGCACCUGCAAGGUCUUCGACAAGGCACGAAGCACGCGACCGUUACACCCGUGCACGCGCACCCCGAAGACAGCAUCGACAGCGUUUCCCAUUCGACCGCGGCCUCGACCGCGGCCGAACAUUACAGGCUGGGAUUUCAAGAGUGCCUCAGCGAGACGAUGCACUUUCUCAUCGAGGUCGAGGGCUUCUACGCGAGGGAUCAUCUCUGCGUACAGCUGACCAAUCACUUGCAACAGCAUUGCGAGAAGAUUUUGGCUGCGAGCGACAGACUGGGCUUUCCUCAGCCGGAGAUGCCAAUGUCGAAUGGUAGCGCGAACGGUACGAGUUACGCUCACGUUAGCAUACCUACGAUAUGCCAGCCUACCGUUCACUCCGAUCAUGGCUCGAGCUCCGGCGUGAGCUCCUUCGGCGAUCCUGAACGUCCUCAGCGCCCGCUCGGCUCCGGCGUUUGCUGCAGCCCGGGUCCAAUACCGCCGCCCACGAUCGUCAGCGACGACAGUAACCACAGCAGCCAUUCUCAUAGCACGCCUCCCAGCGCUAGCAAUAGCUAUCGCCCUCAGAAUUACAAGUUCAAGAGCUCGAUCAAGCAGAGGUUCUCCGCCGAGAGGAUAAAGUCGAGUCCUGAAAAACAAGCGAAUUCGUCUCACGGCGUUCCGAUUUUCGCGCUUCACGAUGGCGGCGCUUUUUACGUACCUUUAACCGUCGAGGCUUCCAUACUGAGCCCUUACUUUGCUUUCAUUCCGGACAACGGGCCAGACACGGUCCUCCAUCCGGUCACGAUAUCCGUCAAUUUCAAUCAACAUUCGACGCCACCGUCGGCGCCGAGUCCAACCGCGAUAACUGCGAUGACGACGACGGCGACGACGAUGACGACGACGACGACGACGGGCACGACGACGGGCACGACGACGACCAAUACGAUAGGAAACGGAGCCGCGCCGUGGUCGACCCAACACAGUCCAAUUUAUCAGACGUAAAGAUCCAUCGAGACGAGUAACCGAUUAUUUUUAUUUCCUCGCUCGAGAUAUUUUUAAUCAUUCUCUCAAAGUGCGACGAAGAUUCCUUUGAUUGCUAUUAUCUUUGAGAGAGGGAUACCUGAGUGCUACUAUUAGCACGACGCAUUGGCGCCUUUUAUGAACAGGAACAAUUGCGCUCGAUAAAUAUCGUCCAUUAGAAACAUUCCGGAGUAUUUGCGAAGCGUCCUACUUUUCUAAAGCGUCCUGCAUUCGGCGAAUAUUUCGACAAGUUGUCCGUUCGUAUCUGCGAGUACUGUCCAAAAGAGUAACGAAGAAAGCUGACGCGACAAAUUUUUAGGCACAAUAUUGUAAUCCUACAUCACGUACCUAUUAUCUCGGGUACUAUAUACGUAUAUGAAUGAUAAUAUAUGAGACAGGACUCCAUUUGGAGGACUCUACAGAGAGGGGGCCUUUUUUUACGUGGAAAAUAUUUCGCGACUAAUAAACUUAGUUCCAUUCAAUUUUGGUAGUAUGGUCUUGAUGGACACUAGUAUUGCACGAAAGUAUUGCAUUUUAUCACAUACGUGAAAGAAAAAGUUAUUUAUUCGAGAGAAAAGCACAUUUUCUAAGUUUUAAAGGUAUAUGCAUAGCGUGUAUUGCUUUCGACGAGUGGAGUCCUCUUUAUUAUUAAUGUUGCUAUUAUUGUUACUAUUACUAUUAUUAAGAUUACGAUGACGAUGGUGUAGUGAUAAUGAUGAUGACGGCGACGGUGACGACGAUUAUUAUUAUUAUUAUUAUUAUUAU